This is a messenger RNA of Dacryopinax primogenitus, 1259 nucleotides long. Its product is annotated as NADP-binding protein. The record is from RefSeq and is a predicted model, not a curated record. Gene Ontology annotation, molecular function: 3-beta-hydroxy-Delta5-steroid dehydrogenase (NAD+) activity. Bases 59 to 1207 code for a protein of 382 amino acids. Gene Ontology annotation, biological process: steroid biosynthetic process. The transcript has a single exon. Lineage: Eukaryota; Fungi; Basidiomycota; Dacrymycetes; Dacrymycetales; Dacrymycetaceae.
CGGCAACAACGACGACAUAACGACAUCAACACAUCAUACCUUACCAUUAAUAGGUACAAUGGCAUACGGAGCAACAUCAUCAGCACCAACAGUACUCGUCACUUCCUCCACAUCAUUCCUCGGCGCACACACAGUCCUCGAACUCGUUCGUCGUGGUUACCUCGUCAAAGCCGGCGUGCCCUCCGUCGCACUCGCACGCCAGUUCCUCAAACAACAUCCCGCCUGCGCACCCGCACUCGAGUGGACCAUCCUCCCUUCCCUUACGAGCCCCCGCGCUGUCGAAGAGGCGGUUCGCGAUGUGGACUAUGUCAUCCAUGUCUGUGCACCCUUUGCGAUGGAGUACGAGGACCCGAUGGACGUCCUCCUCCCCGCAGUCGAAGGGACCCACGCACUCCUCGCAGCGGCCGCACGCCAACCUCGAGUGAAACACGUCGUUCUCACCUCUUCCCUCGGAGCGGUGCUUGAUCCCUCGCGUGGUCUAGCACCAGGGAUCACAUACACCCCCUCCUCCUGGAACCCAGCAACAUGGGAAUCAGCCCUAGCAGCAUCAGACAGCGUCGAGCUUCAUCUGGCUUCAAAGACGCUCACUGAACGCUCGGCCUGGGAUUUCCUCAGCACCUUCAACCCUUCUUUCGCACUGACGACCUUCUGCCCUCCUGUGAUCCUUGGCCCUCCUGCCCAGCCGCUGGCGGACCUUUCCCCCCAGUCGCUAGGAGAGAGCGUAGGCCAGGCAUGGCAGAUCCUUUCGGGAGCUUAUGAUCCUCUCCCUCCGACCCGGUUCCCGCUGUUUGUGGACGUGCGCGAUCUAGCGCGUAUGGAGGUUGCUGCCCUUGGGAGACCGGAAACGAUGGGCCGGCGGUUCCUAGCUGUAGGGGGCGAGUUCUCCAACAGCCAGAUAACGGCUCUGGUCCGACUGCAGUAUCCCUCCGAGCCCCGCCUACCAAGGACACCGCCCACCAAGCCGGGGAGACACUCUCGCGUAGAUGUGAUCAAUACAGAAGCGGUGUUUGGCACGGAGUGGACGAGCCUUGCCCAGAGUGUGAGGGAUAUGGCCGAAGUACUGUUUUCCCGCGAGAGAGAGCUGAGGAAGGAGGAGAAAGGCAGGGUUUGGUGGUCUCGCACUACUGGCGGGCGGACGUCGCCAGACGAUACGGACAGGCUGGAGAUCACACAUGUGGAGGGGAUGAUGACGGUUGAGGUUGCGUGAAAGCACGGGGGAAGGGAGCGACUUUGUUGUAUUGGCUUUGUACGCAUUCAAC